GGCAGCGAGAGUUUGGCAGCGAUUCUUAAAGAACAGUGAGAGGACACUCCUUUUUCUCCUUACCUCUUCUCCCUCACCAUCAUGGCUUUCACUGGGAAAUAUGAGCUGGAGAGUCAAGAGAACUAUGAGGAGUUUCUGGAAGCAAUUGGGCUUCUCAACGCCAAGACAGACCACAAAGUGGUAACAGAGGUGGUUCAGGAUGGGAAGAAAUUCACCUGGACACAAACCAUCCCCAACUGGACCUGGUCCAAUACGUUCACCGUCGACCAGGAAUGUGAGCUGACGACAAUGAUGGGCUCCAAGUUCAAGGCCCCUGUCACUAUGGAAGGCGGCAAGAUUUCAGUACAGUUUCCUCAGUACCAAUUCACAGCAGAAAUCAUUGACGAUAAGCUUGUAAUGAAUUGCACAACCACAGGAGAGAAGGGUGUGACUUUCAAAAGAGUUAGCAAGCGGGUCUAAUGCUGCGAGACUCAACAUGCCUCCGUGCAAAAGAGGCUGUGGGAGGUAAAGCGCAUCAUGAAAGUGCUUCCCUCGGUUACUGAAGCAAGGAGAAUGACUUGACCAUCUACAGUGACGAGCAAGUGGUAUUGUCUUGUUGAUACUUUCAAUUUUAACUGAAAAAACAAAUGGACAAACUAGGCUAAGCUACGUACUGUAUUUCUGUGUGGAUGAAACAGUUUUCAUGUUUGAUCCAAUAAAUAUCACUUAAAUAUAACCGGUGUUGUUGUCAGUUUAUUAGAUUUUUAAAAUUUAGAUUUUCUUUCCUUGUGUGGUUCGGAUUGCAAUAUUGAUUCAGGUCCACUAGUCUGGAUAAACACAAUUAUCACUGGUCAAAAUGUAACCGGUGCUUAGUUACUAUUUUUUUGUUGCUGGGAUGUUGUUAAAUAUGUCUGCUGUCACAUUUACCAGGAUGUAAAACAUUUUAGUCAGAAAAGACAUCCAUGCCUUUCAUGGAGAGGAAUGUGCGCACACAUUGUAAAGUUAUCUGUGGCUACAAGACCUGCUGUUUGUCCAACACAAAAGAAAAAUGGCAUGUAAUUCAGAACGCUAAAUUAAAAACAAGUCAAACUGAAAUAAAAUGAAACCUUUAAACAUC
Messenger RNA from Toxotes jaculatrix (banded archerfish), 1096 nucleotides. Its product is annotated as gastrotropin-like. Gene Ontology annotation, cellular component: nucleus; cytosol. The transcript is spliced from 4 exons. Gene Ontology annotation, molecular function: fatty acid binding. The record is from RefSeq and is a predicted model, not a curated record. The coding region runs from base 82 to 459 and encodes 125 amino acids. Gene Ontology annotation, biological process: fatty acid transport. Lineage: Eukaryota; Metazoa; Chordata; Actinopteri; Toxotidae.